Rubroshorea leprosula is the source of this 592-nucleotide messenger RNA. NCBI's taxonomy places the organism in Eukaryota, Viridiplantae, Streptophyta, Magnoliopsida, Malvales, Dipterocarpaceae. The record is from the annotation of a GenBank genome assembly.
UUCUGGUGAUCAGAUUAUUGAUUUUCGUGACAAAACAAGUGAGAAAUUUGAGUUUGUAACUCGUGAAAAAGGAGUCCACCGAUUCUGCUUUACCAAUAAAUCUCCACACUAUGAAACCAUCGAUUUUGAUGUACAUGAAAACCAUUUUACAGUCUUUGAAGAGCAUGCAAAAGAUGAACAUUUCAACCCUUUAUUAGAACAAAUAUCCAAUUUACAGUAUGCUCUCAAUAAUAUCCAGUUUGAACAACGCUGGCUCGAGGCAGAGACAGAACGUCAGCAAAUAGUAACUGAUGCAAUGAGUAAGAGAGCAAUUCACAAGGCAUUUGUUGAAUCAGCAGCACUCAUUGGAGUCAGCAUUCUACAAGUUUACCUUCUCCAGCGCCUUUUUAACAGAAAGAUAGGAAUGUUCCGAGUAUAGCUUUUAGCACUGCUACAAAAGGUUCAGCUUACAGAUUUUUAUUUUUAAAGACAUUACAGGCUUCUAAUACACAUGUAUAGAAACCAGAUAUAUGGUUAUCUUUGGUCUCUCAUCUGGUCCCCCUUUAGAUCAGUAAGGAUUGGAGGUCUCGAUCAAUAAAAUGUUUAUAUGAUC